AUGCUACAAUUCCUCAAGCGUGCCCUGCGCAAACCACGCGCAAAUGUAUACGGCCUAGACCAUGCCGUUCUCAACAUUCAGCUCCCACCACAGACUAUGUGGAUGAACAUGGGGUACUGGGAGCACACAAAUGACUUUCCAGAAGCCUGCCAAGCGCUUCUGGACCAAGUACUCACAGCGGCGCUAUCAACGGAGCGCAAAUCCGCCGUGAGAAUCUUGGAUAUCGGGUGUGGAUGCGGUGAUCAAUCACUGUACCUGACUAGUCUGUUGAAAGGCUCUUCCACCCAGUCCCAUCCCAGGGCUGAAUCUGGGAUAACGGCCUCAAUGAAAUCAUACCCCGAUAUCAAAUCAACAGAGUCAAGCCUACGGUCUCGUCAUGGCAAGAGCAUGCAAUCCGCUGCAUUACCCCGUCUAGAAUCCUACAUCGGCAUCACAAUCGAGCCAGCACAGGCCUCGCUCGGCGCAGCGCGUCUCAACCGCGAAAACGAGUCCUCAAUUCCCGCAAAAAUAUUUUGCGCGGACGCCGCAGCUCCCACUUCCUGGGCCGGCGAGUUGGAGAAAUCAACCGCGACCCUUGCAGCCCAAACCGGAGGAACCAACGCAUCAACAUGGCUCCUGGCCCUAGACACACUCUACCACUUCCGUCCCUCCCGUCUCCCCAUCCUGCGCUACGCGUGCAAUACCCUCAACGCCUCAUUCAUGGCAUUCGACUUGAUACUCUGCAGCAGUAUAACCUGGUACGAUAAGAUUCUCUUGCGACUUGUAUGCUGGGGCACGAACGCGCCUUUCGGCAAUUUCAUUUCAGAAAAGGAAUACGUGGAUCUGCUUGUUGAGGCGGGCUACGACGCUACGCAGAUUGAGAUUAGGGAUAUCUCGAAACAUGUUUUUGGGGGGUUGGCGGGGUUUAUUGAGAGGAGGACUGGGGAGGCGAGGCCUUUUGGUAUUGGGAUGGGGAAGUAUUCGGUUGCCAGGGUUGCGUUUUCGUGGUGGGCUAAAGGGAGGGUUGUUAAAGGGGUUGUCGUUGUUGCGAAGAGGGGGUGA
This is a messenger RNA of Penicillium bovifimosum, 1041 nucleotides long. RefSeq lists its product as uncharacterized. The record is from RefSeq and is a predicted model, not a curated record. The coding region runs from base 1 to 1041 and encodes 346 amino acids. The transcript is spliced from 2 exons. NCBI's taxonomy places the organism in Eukaryota, Fungi, Ascomycota, Eurotiomycetes, Eurotiales, Aspergillaceae.